AUGGCAACCUUAAGAUUCAAUAACUUUUCUUUGCUUUUGGUGUUAUUUGCAAGCCUUGUUGUUGCAACAAGCUGUGGUGGUCAGUCUCGUAAUGCCUUAUUUAUUUUUGGUGGUUCAUGGAAUGAUGUUGGAAAUAAUAACUAUAUGGAAACUCCAUUCAAAACUAACUUCUUGCCAUACGGGGAAGCCUUCUUUAAGAAUGCAACACGAAGGGCUUCUGAUGGUCGAUUGUUUCCAGAUUUUAUUGGAAAUGAACUGUUGGAAUAUGUUUUUUUAUUAACCGCCGCGUUUGCCAAGUUACCAUUAAUUCCACCAUAUCCAAGUCCAGAUAAGAGUGAUUUUAGAAAUGGAGUGAACUUCGCAUCAGCAGGGGCUGGUGUUCUCACUCAUACUCGUGUAGGAAUGGUAUACGAUAGACCUUACAACUCAACUAAGCCAUUUCGAGUUUCUGGAAAAGUACCUAAGACAGAAAUUUGUGAUGCAAAAACGAAGAUGUUGUUGUCUAAAACUGUUUACAUGUUUAGCAUUGGAAGCGCUGAUUACAUAACGUUUGCCACUCACAACCCCACCGUUCUCCCAUCCUACAAAAGGGAAGAGUAUGUCAAGAUGGUUAUUGGCAACCUCACAACUGAAAUUCAUAACUUGGGAGGGAGGAAAUUUGGAUUUUCAAAUUUAGGUGAUUUGGGUUGUUCUCCUUUUCUGAGAGGAAUUAAAGAGGCCAAAAAGAAUGGAUCAGUAGGAUGCAUGGAUGAAGUUACGGUGCUUGCAAAACUCCAUAAUCAAGCACUAAAUAAAGCCCUAAAAAAACUUGAGAAAAAGCUUCAAGGAUUUAACUAUUCAGUUUUUGAUUUCUAUGCUGCUACAAAUGAAAGAGUUAAUCACCCAUCAAAAUAUGUUGGAUCUAAAAAUGGGUUUGAUCUAAUCAAUAUUGACUAA
Molecule: messenger RNA, 936 nt
Organism: Dovyalis caffra
Lineage: Eukaryota; Viridiplantae; Streptophyta; Magnoliopsida; Malpighiales; Salicaceae
Source: the annotation of a GenBank genome assembly